Messenger RNA from Clupea harengus (Atlantic herring), 745 nucleotides. RefSeq names its product tyrosine-protein kinase Mer-like (gene mertka). The transcript has 2 exons. Gene Ontology annotation, molecular function: ATP binding; transmembrane receptor protein tyrosine kinase activity; protein binding. Gene Ontology annotation, cellular component: plasma membrane; signaling receptor complex. NCBI's taxonomy places the organism in Eukaryota, Metazoa, Chordata, Actinopteri, Clupeiformes, Clupeidae. The record is from RefSeq and is a predicted model, not a curated record. Gene Ontology annotation, biological process: phagocytosis; positive regulation of kinase activity; cell migration. Bases 264 to 707 code for a protein of 147 amino acids.
UUUGAAGUGACGUCACAUGAGAAGUUUACAUUAACAUCCCAGUAGCAGAAAGAGUUAAACACGCAGCCGCAUUUCAGUCCAGCCGCAAGACGUGUCGAGCUACGGCUCACUACUAGGAAAACUAACUUUUUAUUACAUCAAUAAUGAUGUAACUUGAAAGUAACGUGUUACUAGUCGGAGCCAGCGUCGUUGGCGAUCUCUGAAAGGAAAGAUCUAACGUUAUAGCCUGUUAUUUUUUCCUGUUUUGCCUCAAAGGGAAAAAAAUGGAUUUAAAAGUGGCUACUUGGAUUGUAUGUUUACUCUCCCUCGGUCUUCAUGCACUGCUUGUCUCCGCCCUUUAUGACGCCAGCCUGUUCUCCUCGCACCCUGGACGCCCAGUACACCUGGACCGACAGCCACGCUCCCCCAGGCCAAGCAGAGGCCCGGAGCCCCUCAUCGCCCCGGAGCCCCUCAUCGUCCCGGCCCGAGCUGCUAACGUCCACCUGAGCCCCGAGGAGAUCAGGAAGCUGCGCUUCAAACCCACGGUGGGCUCCGUCAACCUCUCCGAGGGCAUGGAGGUGAAGUUGAACUGCUCCAUCGACGUCAGCGACUCCGUCAAGCAGGACCUGGCCAUCCUGUGGAUGAAGAAUGGCCAGGAGCUGCACGGCAGCAUACAGACAGACCUCUUCAGCGGGGGCAGGGUCAGCCUGCUUUCUACAUUGAGGUAAGAACUUCAUCAUCAUCAUCAUCAUUGUUUAUUCAGGGA